UUGUCGUGGAGCGUAGUACUCGCGGCAGCCGUGAAUGGGAGGGGACGUUUCUUCGCCGUGAGGCGGCUUUAUUUUGAUUUUUUUUGGGUUUCCUACCCCAACCCGUGAUAAAUUUACCUCGGCUCCCUUCUGGAUACAAACGUGUUCGUUUAUAAUAAUCGCGUAGCAAGAAAGCUUUGGAGUUGUGGAGCAUGGAGGAAGGGUCCGGCGAAGGUGACAUGUUUACAGUUGAGCACGAGCUGAAGAACGCUAAUUUAACAGGCCAUGCAGAAAAAGUUGGGAUUGAAAACUUUGAACUAUUAAAGGUCCUUGGAACUGGAGCUUAUGGAAAAGUAUUUCUAGUGCGAAAAAUCAGCGGCCAUGACACCGGACAGCUUUUUGCCAUGAAGGUUCUGAAAAAGGCAACAAUAGUUCAAAAAGCAAAGACGGCAGAACACACCAGGACAGAGCGUCAAGUGUUGGAACAUAUUCGGCAGUCACCAUUCCUUGUCACAUUACACUAUGCUUUCCAGACAGAUACAAAACUUCAUCUAAUUUUAGACUAUGUGAAUGGAGGGGAAUUAUUCACUCACUUGUCACAGAGAGAGCGCUUCACGGAGAAUGCAGUGAGAAUAUACAGUGGGGAGAUAGUGCUGGCAUUGGAACAUCUGCACAAGCUUGGAAUUAUUUAUCGAGAUAUUAAAUUGGAGAACAUUCUUCUUGACAGUAAUGGUCAUGUGGUUCUGACAGAUUUUGGACUUAGUAAAGAGUUUCUCAUAGAUGAAAAUGAACGAGCAUAUUCCUUUUGUGGAACAAUAGAAUACAUGGCUCCAGAAAUUGUACAAGGAGGCGAUGCAGGACAUGAUAAGGCUGUAGAUUGGUGGAGCCUUGGCGUUCUGAUGUACGAGCUAAAAACUGGAGCAUCGCCUUUCACUGUUGACGGGGAAAGAAAUUCACAAACCGAGAUUUCAAAGAGAAUUCUAAAAAGUGACCCUCCAUAUCCGCCAGAAAUCGGCCCUUUAGCUAAAGACAUAAUGAAGAAACUCCUCAUGAAAGACCCCAAGAAAAGGUUGGGUUCUGGUCCUGGAGGUGCUGACGAAAUUAAAUCUCACCUCUUCUUCCAGAAAAUAAACUGGGAUGAGUUAGCUGCCAAAAACAUCGAAGCCCCGUUUAAGCCGGUCAUCAGGGACGAGUUGGACGUCAGCAACUUUGCUGAGGAAUUCACGGAGAUGGACCCCACGUACUCGCCUGCAGCAUUGCCGAAGAACUCCGACAGGAUCUUUCAGGGCUAUUCUUUCAUUGCCCCAUCCAUUCUCUUCAAACGUAAUGCUGUGAUGACUGAUCCCAUUCAACUUCACCUAGGAGUGGAUCGUCCUGGUAGUACAGCCAUCGCUCGAAGUGCUAUGAUGAAGGAUUCACCAUUUUAUCAACACUAUGACCUUGAUUUAAAAGAUAGUCCACUUGGAGAAGGAAGUUUCUCCAUCUGCAGAAGGUGUCGUAAUAAGAAAACUGGGCAGGAGUUUGCAGUGAAAAUUGUCAGCAAAAGAAUGGAAGCGAACACUAAAAGGGAGAUAGCAGCUCUGAAACUCUGUGAAGGACACCCGAACAUUGUAAAGCUGCACGAUGUUUAUCACGAUCAGCUGCACACGUUUUUGGUGAUGGAGUUGCUGAACGGGGGAGAACUGCUGGAGCGAAUCCGGAAGAAAAAGCACUUCAGUGAAACGGAAGCCAGUUGCAUUAUGCGCAAGCUGGUCUCUGCCGUCAGCCACAUGCACGAUGUGGGAGUUGUGCACAGGGAUUUGAAGCCUGAGAACUUGCUGUACGCUGACGAAACCAACAGCACGGAAAUAAAAGUCAUAGAUUUUGGUUUUGCACGACUGAAGCCUCCCGACAACCAGCCGCUGAAGACGCCGUGCUUCACGCUCCAUUACGCGGCACCCGAACUCCUGAAGGAUGACGGCUACGACGAAUCGUGCGAUCUGUGGAGCUUGGGCGUCAUCUUGUACACCAUGCUAUCCGGCAAGGUUCCAUUCCAAUGUGAAGAACAGACCUUGACUUCCACAAGUGCAGAAGAGAUCAUGAGAAAGAUCAAACAAGGAGACUUCUCAUUCGAGGGGGAAGCCUGGAGGAGCGUCUCACAAGAGGCCAAGGAGCUGAUACAAGGGCUUCUAACUGUCGACCCGAACAAACGGAUUAAGAUGUCGAGCCUACGUUUCAACGAAUGGCUUCAGGACGGCAGCCAGUUGUCACUCAACCCAUUGAUGACCCCAGACAUCCUUGGUUCUUCAGGACUUUCUGUCCACACCUAUGUCAAAGCAACCUUUCACGCCUUCAACCAGUGCAAGAGGGAGGGCUUUUGUCUGCAGAACGUGGACAAGGCGCCGCUGGCUAAAAGGCGCAAGAUGAAGAAUAGCACCAGCACGGAGACCCGGAGCAGCUCCAGUGAGAGCUCGCACUCCUCCUCUUCCCAGUCCCAUGACAAGACCACCCCCACCAAGAUGCUGCAACCCAGCAACCCAGCGGACAACAGAAACCCCGACACCAUCUUCCAGUUCUCCGACUGAGCUGCAACAGGCAGGCCCUUAUUCCCAACUUUAAAAAUAAACCCACCUUUACUUU
Molecule: messenger RNA, 2598 nt
Organism: Amblyraja radiata (thorny skate)
Lineage: Eukaryota; Metazoa; Chordata; Chondrichthyes; Rajiformes; Rajidae
Gene: rps6ka5
Product: ribosomal protein S6 kinase A5
Exons: 17
Coding region: 192-2543 (783 amino acids)
Biological process (GO): intracellular signal transduction; protein phosphorylation
Molecular function (GO): magnesium ion binding; ATP binding; protein serine/threonine kinase activity
Source: RefSeq, a predicted model, not a curated record